Molecule: messenger RNA, 6175 nt
Organism: Otolemur garnettii (small-eared galago)
Lineage: Eukaryota; Metazoa; Chordata; Mammalia; Primates; Galagidae
Gene: ZBTB39
Product: zinc finger and BTB domain containing 39
Exons: 2
Coding region: 158-2293 (711 amino acids)
Biological process (GO): regulation of transcription by RNA polymerase II
Cellular component (GO): nucleus
Molecular function (GO): protein binding; DNA-binding transcription factor activity, RNA polymerase II-specific; RNA polymerase II cis-regulatory region sequence-specific DNA binding
Source: RefSeq, a predicted model, not a curated record
GGAGAGUCUGGCCGCGGCCAGCGGCGCCGCCUUCUCUUCGGGCCGGGCACGGAGGGCCGGGGCCUUUGUGUGAGGCGGCGGCGGCGAUGGUGCUCGGGGCCGCGCUGAGCCGGAUUAACUGUGCUAAUAAGGAGGUAACUUCGUAGGAGCUGCUAAGAUGGGCAUGAGGAUCAAGCUGCAAAGCACCAACCACCCCAACAACCUGCUAAAGGAACUCAACAAGUGCCGGCUCUCAGAGACCAUGUGUGACGUCACCAUCGUGGUGGGGAGCCGCUCCUUCCCAGCCCACAAGGCUGUGCUGGCCUGCGCAGCUGGCUACUUCCAGAACCUCUUCCUAAAUACUGGGCUUGAUGCUGCCAGGACCUAUGUAGUGGACUUUAUCACCCCUGCCAACUUUGAGAAGAUUCUGAGCUUUGUCUAUACAUCAGAACUCUUCACUGACCUGAUUAAUGUUGGGGUCAUCUAUGAGGUGGCUGAGCGUCUGGGAAUGGAGGACCUCCUCCAGGCCUGUCACUCUACCUUUCCUGACCUGGAGAGCACUGCUGUGGCCAAGCCCCUGUCCAGCACCAGUGAGGGCCACUCUAGUACCCUGAGUUGUCUUACAGCAGAAUCUUCUCAUCCCCUUGGAGAACUCCGGGGUGGUGGGGAACACUUUGGUCCUGAUAGAAACUAUGUGUUACCCAGUGAUGCUGGAGGGAGCUGUAAAGAGGAAGAGAGGAAUGUUGCCAGUGACACUAACCAUAGCUUGCCUCUGCCACAGCCACCUCUGCCACCAAAGACAGAAGACCAUGAUACCCCUACUCCUUUUACAUCUGUCCCUAGUGUGGGGACCCAGCCAGUCCUAGGCACUGUCAGCACAGGCAUUCAGACCAGCAUGAUCUCCUGCCAGCCAUACAAAGUCCAAAGCAAUGGAGACUUCAGUAAAAACAGCUUCUUCACCCCUGACAAUACAAUAGACAUUACCACUGGGACCAACUCCUGUCUGAGCAAUAGCGACCACUCCAAAGAUGCUGGCUUUGGCCAGAUGGAUGAACUACAGCUAGAGGACCUAGGGGAUGAUGACUUGCAAUUUGAAGACCCUGCUGAGGAAAUAGGCACAACUGAGGAGGUGAUUGAGCUGAGUGAUGACAGUGAGGAUGAGCUGACUUUUGGAGAGAAUGACAAUCGGGAGAAUAAAGCCAUGCCCUGCCAGGUGUGCAAGAAAGUUCUAGAGCCCAACAUUCAACUGAUCCGGCAGCAUGCUCGGGACCAUGUGGACUUGCUGACAGGCAACUGCAAGGUCUGUGAGACCCAUUUCCAAGACCGAAACUCCCGGGUGACCCAUGUCUUGUCCCACAUUGGUAUUUUCCUCUUCUCCUGUGACAUGUGUGAAACUAAAUUCUUUACCCAGUGGCAGCUGACCCUUCACCGACGAGAUGGAAUAUUUGAGAACAACAUCAUAGUCCACCCCAAUGAUCCCUUGCCUGGGAAGUUGGGUCUGUUUUCAGGGGCACCCUCCCCAGAGUUGAAAUGUGCUGCCUGUGGAAAAGCACUGGCCAAAGAUUUCCAUGUGGUCCGGGGCCAUAUCCUUGAUCAUCUAAACUUGAAGGGCCAGGCCUGCAGUGUCUGUGAUCAGCGACAUCUUAACCUCUGCAGCCUCAUGUGGCACACGCUCUCCCAUCUUGGCAUUUCAGUCUUCUCCUGCUCUGUCUGUGCCAAUAGCUUUGUGGACUGGCAUCUUCUAGAGAAGCACAUGGCUGUGCACCAAAGUCUGGAAGAUGCCCUCUUCCGCUGCCAUUUGUGCAGCCAGAGCUUCAAGUCAGAGGCUGCCUAUCGCUACCAUGUCAGCCAGCACAAAUGCAACAGUGGCCUUGACACACGGCCUGGUUUUGGGCUACAGCACCCAGCUCUCCAGAAGCGGAAGCUGCCAGCAGAGGAGUUUCUGGGUGAGGAGCUGGCUCUGCAGGGCCAACCCGGGAACAGCAAAUAUAGCUGCAAGGUCUGUGGCAAACGGUUUGCGCAUACCAGUGAGUUUAACUACCAUCGGCGGAUUCAUACGGGUGAGAAGCCAUACCAGUGUAAGGUAUGCCACAAGUUCUUCCGAGGGCGCUCAACCAUCAAAUGCCACCUCAAGACGCACUCGGGGGCCCUUAUGUACCGCUGCACAGUCUGUGGCCACUACAGUUCCACCCUUAACCUCAUGAGCAAACAUGUUGGUGUGCACAAAGGCAGCCUCCCGCCCGACUUCACCAUAGAGCAGACCUUCAUGUACAUUAUCCAUUCCAAAGAGGCAGAAAAGAACCCAGACAGCUGACUGGGUGCCAGCAGAGCCAGGGGAGCACCCAGCAGUAGCCAGGACAUUGAUUUUCUCAUGACUGUUGGUCCCUUCCCAGCUGAAGUUACGAUUUUGCCUUGCUAGGAAUUCUCUUUUGUGUUGUGUUUAAAGAAGAAAAAAGAAGAAAUAGCACAUAAGCUGUUACUUUUUUUGAGAAGCAACAGCCCUAUUGCAUUUACCUCCAUACCUGUUCCUGCCCAUGAAGGGCUGUUUUUUUUUAUUAUUUUGAAGCUGGUUUUGGGAUCUAGGCAAGCUUGGUAUAACCUAGAUCCCUUUCCCCAGCCUCUAUAGUUUAGUUUACUGAUAGGUUUUAUGCUGCUAAGAAUCCAACCAACAGCCUCACUGAAUCGAGGAGGUGAAGAGAUUUUCACUGUGGGUAUUGCCACCAGGCCACCAACUGGGACAGCCAGCUAUGAGAAAGAUUUUGGGAGUGUGGUUAUUCGGAAGAGGCCAGUCAGCAGGGCAGCUCACCUCAGGUUCCAGUGCCAGUCCUCAGCAGGGAAAAGAUGUCAGAUGGAGAUGGAGGUGCUUGCUUGCUCCAUGGCCCUAAUCUGCUGCUUGAUCAUGGAACAUCUUUUGGCAGCUAGAUCCAAACUGGAAACAAAGCUUUCUUUUUAAGUUAGAAAGCUUUGGGACGAAUCCUUGCCAGCCAGAAGGGGUGUCCUGUAGUGCCAUCAGAAGUGGCAGCCUGGAUGUAUAGGAAAGGAGGUUUCUCUUCUUGUUUCCAAAGAAAAUUAUGGAAUGAUCACCCAGGAUACCAGGCUUUCUCUAUGGGGCAAAGAAGACAGGGAGCCACUUUGAUGUAGUCACCUGUCAUUUUGGCCACUUCCUUUGGCCUCAAGUUUCCUGGUGGAGAGGUGGGGAUGUCUCUGACAGCAACAGCCUUGCCUUAAUUUAUAUCCAGUCUCCCACCUGGAAAAGUUCAACCCUUAGAGUAGAGGAGAAGACUCCAUGAAAGCCUUUCAGGUUUAACAGGACCUGAGUAACUGGCAGUGUGUAGCAGGGUGUGCAUUCUGACUGUCCCAGUCAGGUAACCUGUUGUUUACUUUGUGCUGACAGUGUGGGAGCUUUGGCAGCUCAUCUUUGACCUGCUGGAAUUUAUCCUGGUCUGUGGUUGCUUCACCUCUAGGGGGUGCUGUUGGAUGGCAGCUGGUUCAGGCCCCCAGGUGUCUGGGAAUGUGUCUGCCUAGUCCUCGAGGCCAGUUGGCUCCAUUCUUAGUUGUUUUUCUAGGGGGUCUUUCCCAAAGAAGGCUUGAGGGAGAGACCCUCAAUCUCACGUAUUCAUGAGGUGGCCCCUCAGCAGCUCAUACUACCUCACCCUGCUCAGGCAAGCUCUGGGAGUCCCAGCUUCAGCCCUGACACUACUGUGGGACUCAGCAGCACCCGGGCUGUUUCACAAGCAAACGGUUCUAAUUAACUCACAAAGCCUUUUUGGACAUUAAUAUUUAUUUAUUUUUUUGUUUUGUUUUUGUAUAUGCAUUACCUAGCAUCUCUUUAGGGUAAAAGACUUCAGGAAAAUGAGUUUCUCCCCAGCAAGUAGCCAUAUUCCAGAGGGACAGUCCUAGUCAGAGAUUUGGGGAUUAGGGGUCAAACUAGGGGAGAACAUGUCAUACCUUUUAAACAAGCAAAUUCUUUUCUUCCUCUCCAGAUAGCCUCUAGCAUAAUAAAUCCAGGGAACUCUUUAGGCAAUGGGUACUAGUUCUAGAUAGAAAAUUGGAGCCAGUUAAAUUUUGUGGCCUUUCCUCCCCCUUCCAUCUUGGAGUAGAUUAGAGACUGCGUUGAAGGACCUUUUUGCACAGUUUCUCGUCCUUACACUUGGGAAGCUGUCCUUAUCUGUGUUAAGGCACAUAGGCAAAGCAAGGCUCAUAUCCGUUGGACAUGCUGCCUCUCCUCAGCCCUGGAGAUAAAGCCACAGAGUUGAAGCACAUGGCUUGGCUAUCUGGAGGGGUGGCCGUUAGAUGAAAGGACUUGCACAGUGGCCAGUUUAAAGGUCCUCCCCUUUGACCCAUCUAAAUCCAGUUUGACCAGUGUCCCCUCAGGACCUUCGCAUCAAGAAAGUAGUGUUGAGACUUUUCCUUACUGACUGGCUUUUCCCUCCUUCCACUGACCAUUAGAAACCUAAGAAGGAAAUGUGUAACAGACCAGCAGAUGUCUGCUAAACUUUUCAGAAUGAAUAAUCCCUCCCAGGCUGUUGGUGAGGACUGAUUUUUGAAUGGCUGGUUUGAGAGCAACAGUAAUUUCUGGAACCCAGUCAGGUAGCUGAAAGUACAUAAAUAUACUGGAGAAACCCUUUUCCUUAACAGAGAGUACCAUGGAUGCUGGUGGUCUGUAUACUUAACCUGAAACUGUGAAGUUUUCCCUUUUGCCAGUAAACCAAAAAGCAGACCCUUAAAAUUUUGCCCUUGAAACACUAAACAAAGCCCUGCAACCCCAUACCCCAAGGCUGCGGUUGGUCAGGGUGGUCCAUUAGGUCCCCGACAAAUAUGUCACAGGAUAUGUCAUGAGGCUUGUUGACCAAACCCUGUCCCUCUGUGUGUCCCCCAUGGUCACUUCUGAUGUCACGUUUGCUUCCUUUGUCUCGAGCUUAGCCUUUUCUUAAUUGUUUUACUUGAAACGCUGUGUCAUGGCAAAGGAUGUUCUAGGACACCUGGGGAAGGUACUCAUUUGAUUUUGCAGUUUUAAUUUUUCAACCUUCUGCUCAUUUGCUUCUGUUGCCCCCUCUUUCCUGGAGCACAGUUGAGUAUUGUCUCUCCUAUCACCCUGAAGUUCUGUUUGACUCAUGAAUGUCCUCUGUCUCCCUUUCCCUCUUUUCUUGUUCUGUACUCUGGACCAGCAACAUCAGUUGUGGAGCCCUCUUGUUCACAGAGUAUUCAGAAUUUCAAGCUGGCGAUCAUAGAGCAUUAAACCAAAUGCAGGGCUAUAUCCACCUUGUUUCCUAAGGGGAAAACGGUGUGUGCCACCCUAGGGAUAAACGGCGGUGGCUGCGUGUGGCUGGAGGAGUUCAGUAUCCCAUCACCCAAUGACCCAUUGAUGACUCACUGGUGCUGCAACCUUAGUAUUUGGUCCUCAAUUUUUAGACUGUGAAGUCCCUACAGUUCAUGGCUAGUUGGGAAGAAAGAAGGUGAGAUGGAGAUUGGAGCAGGUAACCCCUAAGAACCAGGAGAUGGGUGAAAGUUCCUAUGACUUCUGUUUUGGUCUGUCAGUUCCCCUUUGUUUUUGGGACAAACCUUUGGGCUUACAUACUUUUUUCUCAGUCAAACUUUUGCUCCUGAUGAAUUUUCUUCCUCUUCUGGCUUCCUGCUAUGCCCUGUUCCCUACCCUCCAGACCACUUCCAAAGCAAAUUUAAAUCCCUUUACAGAUGGAUACUGACUUUGUUGGCAUGGGAAGAGGACUGUGUGACGUGCCCUCUGCCUAUCUGGGGGGCCCCAUGUGUCCUUUUCCUUAACUCCUGCACCAAUCCGAGUCAGGAAGCAGGAGUCAGGAAGCAGGGUGCACGGCACUGGCUUUAGUGCAAUUCUGCAUCAUAGCAUCAUAGAUUUAGCAUCAGAAUGAAGAUGAAACUGUUUUGAUUUUGAUGUUUGUUUAAAACCUGUCCCUCAUCCAACCCCCACCUGGCCUUUAAUAGCUAAAAUCUCUUAUGAAACAGAGAAGAGUUAUUGAUGUCUAACUCCUUCCAUUAAAUUAAUAAGUACUGACCUCCUGAUAUUUAAGUGUUUACUAUCUAUUGCUGUAAAGUUUUGUAUAUUUUGUAAACUUUUUUCCCAAAUAGUAGAUGUCUAAAAUCGUUGUACAUCUGAUUCUUUUAUAUUCCAUUGUUCAGCACAAAGUGUGGUUUUUAUUUAGAAUAAAAAAAAGAUUUG